Molecule: messenger RNA, 1479 nt
Organism: Ostertagia ostertagi
Lineage: Eukaryota; Metazoa; Nematoda; Chromadorea; Rhabditida; Trichostrongylidae
Source: the annotation of a GenBank genome assembly
AUGCGUAUGGCAGUUCAAAUGGAGGAGGAAGGGCGUCUCGACCAAGCCGCGCAGCACUUUAUCGCAGCCGGAAAACCAGCCGAAGCAGUCGCUAUGUACGUACACGAUGGAGACUGGAGAAACGCGGAGCAGGUCGCCAAAGAGCACUCUCCAGAAUCGCUCCCAGACGUCUUCAUAGCUGAAGCUCGCAAAGCAUUGGAAGAAGAGGAUAACGCACGAGCGGAAAGCUGUCUUUUGAGGGCGAAUCGACCUGAUAUCAUACUCAAGUUCUAUCAGGAGAGCGGAAUGUGGCCUGAUGCCCUGCGCAUUGCCAAGGAAUACUUACCGCAUCAGCUGCUACAACUGCAGGAAGAAUUUGAGCAGGUUGAGUUGCUAGGAGGUGGCCGCGGCGUCAGUUCUUUACUAGCACAAGGUCGAGCAUUCGAAGAGCAACGUGAAUGGACAAAAGCUGUUCAGGCCUACCUCAAGAUUAAUCGCUCGACUACCGACGACGAAUCGGUGAUCAAUGAUGCGCUGAUGAAGAGUGCUGAUUUGACGUUACGAUUUUUAGCGAAUUCAGAUGAAGAGAUGGUACUGAAAGUCGUUGAAGCGCUUGAAGCGAAUAAGAGCUACGAGAAGAUGGCCGAAUUGCUGCUAGCCAUUGGACAGAACCGACAAGCCGUCAUGGCGUUGGCUAGAUCUCAGCAGUGGUCGAAAGCUAAGCAGGUAGCCAACGAGUUCGUUCCUGAGAUGGUUCCAGAAGUUGAGGCUCAAUACAAGGAAUGGCUGACACAGGAGGGCCGAGUUGGUGAGCUGAUUGAUGUUGACGUCAUCUCCGCCAUCGAUCUUCUGAUCGCCAAAGGGCAGUGGGAUAAGGCUUUGGAUGCGGCUAGACAGCAGAAGCACAAACCUCUGCUUGACAAGUACGUCGCCCAGUACGCAGCUGAACUGCUCGCGCAGAAUCACAUUGACCUGAUGUUGAAGGUCUUUGAAAAGUACGGCGCUUCAUCGAAUCCGGCGAAUUUCAAUCUUUACAAGGCGAUUCUUGACAAGGACAUUCAAACGGCGGAUUUGCAACGGCUCCGCCUACAGCAGUCCAUUUCACUUUUGCGUUACUCAGAUCUCAUUCCAGCAGAUCGCGUUUUCUACCAAGCAGGAAUCGCUGCCAAGGAUGCAGGCGGAGACUACGCUCCUCUAGCGUUUCUACUACUUAAUCACUACCUCGAUUUGGUAGAUGCUAUUGAUGAGGGCGAUGCUUCGCUGGUUGAUUACUCCGCGUUUGAAGGUACUGACAUACCUGCAGAAGUACCACUACCUGAAUCUCCAUGGGUUGAGGGUUCAGUGCACGAGGAAAUCAAAGAGUGGGUGCUAGCUACUUCAGUGGAUGACGGGGCCUCUCGAGAUCUCAAACUGGACUCACGCGGUCUGUUCGAAGCCACAAUUGAAGCCAAUGGUCAGAAAUGGCCAGAAUGUAUAAUUACAGGUAUUAUUUCAAAAAUU